GAUGAAGAACCCAAUGCUGGAGAUGGCGUUCUUGGUGCUGGAGAAGUUGCUUCUCAUCUCCAACUUGAAACUCUUCAGUUCCGGCGCCCGGGGCGAAGACAAAGGGAGGAACGCUUUUCAGAAGAUGAACUCUUUCCUCCGAGGCGAUGUGCUGGAGGUGCCCCGGACCCACCUGACCCACUAUGGCAUCUACCUGGGCGACAACCGUGUCGCCCACAUGAUGCCCGACAUCCUGGUGGCCCUGACCGAAGACAAGAGGCGCAUGCAGAAGGUGGUCUCCAACAAGCGUCUCAUCCUGGGCGUCAUCGUCCGAGUGGCCAGCAUCCGCGUGGACACAGUGGAGGACUUCGCCUACGGAGCCGACAUCCUGGUCAAUCACCUGGACGAGUCCCUCAAGAAGAAGGCGCUGCUCAACGAGGAGGUAGCGCGGAGGGCUGAGAGGCUGGUGGGCACGACCCCCUACAGCCUGCUGUGGAACAACUGCGAGCACUUCGUGACCUACUGCAGAUACGGCACCGCGAUCAGCCCGCAGUCGGAUAAGUUUUGUGAGAAUGUGAAGAUAAUUAUUCGUGAUCAGAGAAGUGUUCUUGCUUCAGCUGUCUUGGGAUUGGCGUCUAUAGUCUGUAUGGGCUUGGUGUCAUAUACUACUCUUCCAGCAAUUUUUAUUCCAUUUUUCCUAUGGAUGGCUGGCUAACUUCAUACCCCCAUGUCCGUGUGUGUAUUUUGUAUGUAAAUAUGUUUAUAUUUAUAGAGUACCAAUCAGUAUAAGCAUUGUGGGAAAAAUGUGACCUGUAACAGUGUGUUCUGGAUGAAAAUUUGAUUACGAAUCAUGCAGAGUGCUUACUGUGUAAGCCCAAGAACAAAGGCUUUCUGAAUCUUCUCAGGCAGUUCCACUUUAAAGCACCAUCCAAAUUUUGGAAACAUGACAGCUUGUGAUAGAAUUCAGC
Molecule: messenger RNA, 947 nt
Organism: Carlito syrichta (Philippine tarsier)
Lineage: Eukaryota; Metazoa; Chordata; Mammalia; Primates; Tarsiidae
Gene: LRAT
Product: lecithin retinol acyltransferase (phosphatidylcholine--retinol O-acyltransferase)
Exons: 2
Coding region: 2-694 (230 amino acids)
Biological process (GO): retinol metabolic process
Molecular function (GO): phosphatidylcholine-retinol O-acyltransferase activity
Source: RefSeq, a predicted model, not a curated record